AUGCUGAAUGGAACCUGUCGCCUGAGUAAUGUUGGUGAUCUAGAGCCGGCUGUUUUUAAAUCCGUGGCUUGUGUCAAGUGCCUACUGUACAUUUACUUGGCUCAACCACCGUAUAACAGUUUCUAUGGCUUUGACGAGUCGAAUGUAUGUGACAAUGGAUUCUUAUACUGUAACAGUAAUGACAAGAACUGUAACUGUGGCAAUCGGCGGUUUUUGUUUAAUCUACCAGAGUUUUCCUUAAAGUAAGUUAAUAUAUUAGCCUGUUAUAGUGUUUUUAGGCCAGUCUACCUUCUAAACCGACUUCACGUAUCUCCACCCCUACCUCAAGAUGCCAUAGCUACAGUAAGAGAAUGUUGUCAAGCUGCUGAGAGUUGUUGCCAAAAUACUUUGAUACACGAUGUUCAUAAUCAAGGUACAGUGAUAUCCUUGCUAUGCUUAGCCUUGUCCCAGAGCCGUAGCCCAGAGCUUUAGCCCAGAGCGCUAGCCCAGAGCCUCAGCCCAGAGCUCUAGCCCAGAGCCCUAGCCCAGAGCCCUAGCCCAGAGCCCUAGCCCAGAGUCCUAGCCCAGAACCCUAGCCCAGAGCUUUAGCCCAGAGCUUUAGCCUAGAGCGCUAGCCCAGAGCCCUAGCCCAGAACCCUAGCCCAGAGCCCUAGCCUGAGAGUCCUAGCCCAGAGCCCUAGCCCAGAACCCUAGCCCAGAGCCCUAGCCUGAGAGUCCUAGCCCAGAGCCCUAGCCCAGAACCCUAGCCCAAAGCCCAAGCCCAGAGCCCUAGCUCGAGAGAAACGGACCAGCCCGGUCCUGAGCAAAAUUUCGAUCGGGUUGAGCCUGAAAAAUGAGCAGGGUCCGGCCCGUUUUCAUGUAAAAAUAUUCGGCCCGGCUUGGCUCGGGCCGGGCCUGCUAAAACUAACAUUCAAACCCGGCCCGGUUUUUUUAUGGCUAGAGAGCCCUAGCCUGGGAGCCCUAGCCCAGAGUCCUAGCCCAGAGCUCUAGCCCAGAGCCAGAGUUCUAGUCCAGAGCCCUAGCCCCAAACCCUAGCCUAGAGACCUUUAUAUAAAGUGUUAUAGAUUCCUGUCCAGCCACCUGGGAUGGUUGGCAGUGUUUUCAACGAACAACACCCACAUUAGUUACCCACAAGUGCCCCAAGUACAUAUACGGUUCAGGUCUUGUACAUAGUGUUGGUAAGCUUAAUUAAUGUAAAAUACGGCGUAUAAUAUAACAGCGCCUAUAAAUCAAGAUCUUACUGGACCUAAACUAAAGACUAAUUCACCUUCUUCUAGACCACGGUGUAAAAAAGUUGUGUGAACCAGACGGUACUUGGAGUACUCGACAUGUUGAUGAUCUCAAAGAAUACACUGACUAUAGUGGUUGUGUAUCUACUGACAUUUGGCUGGAACCCAUUCUCAUUCUAACUGUUGUGGCUUAUAUUAUCAGUAUUGUAUCUAUAAUAUUCACUAUUUCUGUCAUAUCAUCUAAUAAGUGAGUUUUUAUCAAUUUUUGGAUUUGUGACAUUUUGUUGUCAUAUUAUCGAAAUUUUUUCUAAAUGAAGUUUGUGUAAAAAAGCAUUGUAAUAUGUGUAAAAUACGUUUAAAUGAGGUAAUUUUGCAUAUAUCUAAAAGUUUUUUGAAAAAUCAAUAAUUUUUGUGACAUUUCGUCAAAAAUCAAUAACUUAUGUGACAUUUCGUCUUAAAAAUUUUUGGUUUUUUUGCAUUAAUUUUACUAAAAAACUAGUUAAAACAAUGUUUUUUUAAAAUUUUUUCGACAUUUUCAAAACAUCAAUAAUCUUGUGACAUUUCGUCAAAAGUCAACAAUUUUUGUGACAUUUCGGCUAAGUUUUAAAAACUUGUUAUAAUAGUUUCAAAACUCAUUUUAACGUAAUAUUACUAUUUUAGGUACUUGAAAAAGCAGUACGUAUUCACAAUCCACCGUCAUUUAUUGGUCUCUUUACUAUGCACAUCAGUCGCUUAUGUUAUCAACGCCUUAUUAUUCAUGCCAUUCACUCAAUAUGGCAUUGACUUGUAUUUUACUAAUCAUGUGAGUUUUUUAUUUUAUUUUAUUUUAUUUUAUUUUAUUUUAUUUUUUUUUUAGUUGAAAACCUACUAUUUGUUACCUAAUCUUACGACAAUAACGUUGCAGAUACUGUGUCGUAUGUUGUACAUUCUCCAGUUUGCCUACUUUCCAUUGGCUUCGUUCUGCUGGAUGCUGGCCGAAGGAAUACAUUUGUACUGGCUACUGUUCCGUUCGUUAACGCAUGGUAGCACACAUAUCAAGUACCUACCAUAUGUCUGUUGGGGACUGCCUGUACUACUAACUGUACUAUAUGCAGUACCAGCCGAGAUCUUUGAUAGUGAACAAUGUUUGACUGAACCGUCGAGCAACUUUUGGAUUAGGAUAUGGCUGAUUGUGCCUCGAUUUGUUUGUCUUGGGGUGGGUUUUUAAAAUUUUUGAAAUUUUUAAAUUUUUAAAAUUUUUUAAAAUUUUUAAAAUUUUGAAGUUUUUUGGAUUUUUAAAAUCCAAAUUUUAUUUUAAUUUACAGCUUGGUAACGAAUGCGUAUUUUACAAAACAUUAAAAAUAUUUUUGAAAAAUAAAAAUAAAUUAAAAAUGACACUUUUCAGGUUAAUGUAGUGAUCUUAUCAGUAACCCUACGCUUGUUAUUGCAAAAAUUGAAGAUGAAUACCAAUUGCUCAAAGCUGAGGAAUUACUUGUAAGUUGCCUUGCCUUGCCUUGCCUUGCCUUGCCUUGCCUUGCCUUGCCUUGCCUUGCCUUGCCUUGCCUUGCCUUGCCUUGCCUUGCCUUGCCUUGCCUUGCCUUGCCUUGCCUUGCCUUACCCAUGCCUUAUUCAAAAUGAUUUCAGGAAAGUGAUGAGAGCCAUGUUGAUGUUAGUGCCAUUAUUUGGAAUCCACCUAUUUUUGGUGAUAAUGGAAACCGGUGAAGAAUCUGACAUUCAUGAUGUCAUCAAAAUGGUUGUUAAUGGAUUUCAGGUAAAUUUCAAAUUGAAAGAAAAGUCUUAUGAUCCGUAUUUUACAAACAUUUUGAUGACAAUAACGAUCAAAACUAACGUAUUUUACAUUAACAAUACUACGUUUCAGGGUUUUAUCGUAUCCUCUGUAAUAUGUUACUCAAAUCGUAUGGUAAGUCAACUGAGUCGACCGUCCACUACUGUGCACAUGUAAAACAUCACAAUCAUCAAUGUUGCUCACUUAUUACUAUGUCCUGUAAGAAAGUGUGUGGUAAAUGCGCAUAUGUGGACGCAUUGUAACUGUAGUGAAUAUCUUUGAAACCUAAGCUUAGAAACAUAAGCCAAAAAGUCUAAGUUUGCUAAACUUAAGCUUAACUAUGCUAAGCUGAAGCCAAAGAAUAUCUUUGAACCCUACUAUUCCUAAGCCUAAGCCUAAGCCUAAGCCUAAGCUUAAGCCUCAGCCUAAGUCUAAGCCUAAGCCUAAGUCUAAGCCUAAGCAUAUUAGCCUAUGUUAGUCUGUGUCAACGUGAACCAUGUGUGAAUGUAAAUGUGUGAUAAAAAAGUUCAAAGUACGUCGCCUCUAAUUCGAAUUACAGAAAUUUUUCCGUUCGAAACAUCGUUUUGGUUUAUUCUCGAGUGGCGUCGUCUCUCACGAUCGGCUUCACUCCGACUCCAAAUGUGUGCUUCUAGCGCUACAGAAACGGCACGAGUCGCGGAAGAGCACCAAUACGACUACUGUUUUGUCAUGA
This is a messenger RNA of Bursaphelenchus okinawaensis, 3706 nucleotides long. NCBI's taxonomy places the organism in Eukaryota, Metazoa, Nematoda, Chromadorea, Rhabditida, Aphelenchoididae. The record is from the annotation of a GenBank genome assembly.